CUUCGUUAGCGUUAGACACGCGUUGUGUAAAGGCGGCUGAUAACGUGAAAUCGACUCUAACAGUAAUCAGUGUUGUGCGCUUACGACUUAGUAAAUACAUAUUAUACAUAUGUAUGUAAUUCGUGUGUGCCAAGUAAUAGUUUAAAAAAUUGUUGGAAAGUGUUCAAUGCUUACUGCAGCAAGCAGAGGCAUAAUAGAUUUUUUUUUAUAAUUGACUUAAUUCCUUUAAUUAAAGCGCUUUGGUGACAAGAAUUAAAACUCACUGAAAAGCAGUAACCAUGCAAAAAUAUGCAUAUCUAAAUUGAAAACGUGUGCGGAGAAUUGUGUACAGAAGUAAAGCGCCACAUCGUCACAUCGCAACUCUGUGCAGCCACUGGCGAUUGUUCUGCGAUAAAUGCAAUUAACAACAAUUUCAUUUACAACAAUUUAAUUUUGUGGUUGUUGGUGUAGCGCCACAAUAAUCAAUUUUUUACAAUCGUAUUAAUUGGUUCUGAUUUAAUUUUCACGCGCACAUUGAUUAGUCGCCAUGGAUAAGUAGAUGAUCCUUGCUUACAUACAAACAAUUGGUAUUAAUGUAUGUGCGAACAUAAUAAGCAAAAGCUUGACAACACACAACUCAUAAGUGGUAAAACUUAAUAUUUUUAAGUUUUAUUUAAAUCGUCAAGACUAUAGAAGAGAAUAUUGCCCAAACAAAAAUUUAAAAUCAAAAAUUUAAAAUCUAACCUCACAUUGGCACUCCACCUCACGUCACUGAUGUUAGAUACAAACUUUUGCGUUAGCAGCGAAGCAGUGAGUGAUUUUCAAGUAAGCAUGGAGCACACCACCUUCGAUGAUCAAAUUUUUAACGAUUUCUCCGGUCCACUUAGUCCUUUGGGUGCCAAGCCUUUAACCCCAGCUGGCGUGGGCGUUGGCGCUGCUGGUACACAUGGUCUACAUCCAGUCAUGAUUGGUCUACCAGCCAAUUCGGUAUUGCAACACAACAGCAAUGGUGAAAUGUGUAACCAACGUUUGCCAAAUUGCAAUACAUUGCUGCCGGGUGGCUCACCAAAAUUGGAUCCUUACAAAACAACCGACUAUGGCCAGAAAUUGGAAUAUAGCGCUGUCAAUAAAAUGGGCUGCUACUCACCUACACAAAAAUACGAAUACAUCACCACUAUUACGUCCAAUUCCAACAAUCAGCAUAAACUCGAACAUCACUCUGCACAUGCCCAACAAUAUUCGGCCACGCCACCGCCCCCACCAAGUACUGCUGGUAUGGGCAGUCCCAACGGCUUGAUGCAUCAUCACAAGCAACUACACAAUCAACACCAGCCGCAAUUGCUGGGAGACUAUCACGCACACAUUCCGUCUAAUAACAACAACGGUAAAAUCGAUUAUUCAGCAAAUUCAGCAGCGGCAGCUGCUAAAAUGGAAUAUGAGCAACAUAUACAACAAUUAUACGGCUCUAGUCCACAUCAUACGCCACACCCGCACGAUGGCAAUGCUGGCACGGUAACUCUAAAUGGCAAUGAGUCUGCACAACAGGCAAAUAGUCUAAUCUCUGGCAAUAUGUCGCACAAUGGCGGCACCGAUGGUGUCUUAAUUAACACCAACAAUGGCGCAACAAGUGUAGUGGGCGUUACCAUUACAGGCGCAACAUUAGCACAAGCGAAUGGUUCAACAAACAAUCAAUCGUCAUCGGGCAGCAACAACAAGCACAAAAAAUCGGAUGAAAUGUGUCAAAUGACUGCUAUAAAUACCAACAAUGGCGAUGUGAACUCAAGCGGCGGUGGCGGCUGUGGAGCUAAUGCUAAUGGCAACACGAACGGUCCCCAACCGUCGACGCCGUCAUCCAAAGCCAAGAAUGAUAAAAAGAAAGGCGAUCCUAAUGGCAUAAAGAAAAAGAAAACGCGCACAACUUUUACGGCCUACCAGCUAGAAGAACUGGAGCGCGCAUUCGAGAGAGCACCUUAUCCAGACGUUUUCGCACGUGAAGAGCUUGCCAUUAAAUUAAAUCUUAGCGAAUCGCGCGUACAAGUUUGGUUUCAGAAUCGUCGCGCUAAAUGGCGCAGACAUGAUCCACCGCGUAAAACCGGUUAUAUUAAGACAAGCACACCACCCACCUCAUCUAUGAACACUACACUCGGACCGCCAUUCGCCACUUUUCCACAAACGACUACCGUAACGCCACCGGGUAGCAUGGACAGUUGGACAAGCUAUCAGCCGCCCUACGAAUUGAGUCCACAAUUCAGUUUGCUCUCACCAGCCGCCAGUCCAUAUGGUACCUACUCCAGUCAAUAUGGCACAUAUGUGCACGAAAGCCAACUGUUCCCAAUGCGUCACUUUGAGUAUGGCAGUCCGCCGCGACUGGAAAUGGGCGGUCCGAGCAGUAGUGCAGAUGACGGCAGUGCGCCGCACAAAAUACAUAUGACCGAUAGUGGUUAUGGACCGUCUACGAUCGACGAGGCUGCAGCCGCUUCAGCACAUAUGACUGAUCACAAUGUCGUUGUGAUGCAUCAUCAAGUCACAAGCAAUGGCAACAAAUAUUUAACUAACGAAGAGGCGAAAUAUGUAAGUGUAGGCGGUGUGUCGCAUGCCCUAAGUCCAUUGGAUGCACAUCAUGCAAAUGGUGGCUGUCAUGUAACUGAUACGCAAACACAUCCACAUGAUGGUAAUCUACAUAUGAAACAACAACACUAUGGUAGUAUUGUUGCGGGUUCGGUGGGUUCACAAGGUGUGGAAGAUGGUGCGUGUAAUGAUGGUACUACGUCUAGCCUACAAACUGUGAUUAAGAAUGAGGAUAACGUUAGUGCUGGACCAGGCCAAGGUGGCUCCAAUGUGACACAUAGUUAUGUUUUGCCGCCUUUUUUGCACUAAAGGAAAUGCUCUCACAUCGGAAACGGCACCACCAUCAGCACCAUCAUCAACAGCAGCAACAACAAUUCCAGACACACUGGUCUAUGUCGAGAACUGCGUCCAAUUUGCGAAGACGUCACAUACAGAAAAACACGACUAGCACCUAUGUUGCGAGGAAUUGCUUUCAGCGGCCAAUUUAAUAGGAAUUGAGACAAAUGAAAAUAAGAAAAACGUUAGCAGAACUGGCGUGACGAGCAUUUCAAACAUUAGAUAUUAUUAUUGUAUUAUAUGUAAAUUCAAUAAUUUUGGUUCCUUUUUAUUUUUAAGUACAUACAAGUAUGCAUACACACGUGGAGGGGCUUAAGUUGUAGAUACAAAUGUAACUUUGCUUCUUUUUUAGAAAAGAUAAUUAGAAUAUACAAAUCUACAUACCAGUGCAGGAAUGUCAAGAUGUAAAAUAAUAAUAAUAUGGCUGUACAUAUGUACAUAUUUAAAUUCGGUAAAUGUAAUGAAAAGACAUACGUCGAAAGCAACAGAAUCCAAAGUCUUGCCAUGUUCAUUUAGAGUUAAAGUGGUCCAUGGAAUUUACUUCUAGGAUUGAGGAAAAUAUACUCGUAUUUUUCAUUUUUUACUACAAGCGUUUAUUGAGUGUUGGAUCUGAAAUUAUUAUUUUUCUUAAGCAAUUCAUACACAUUAAAAUAAGAAUACGUAUUAAUUUCUUUUUAAAAUAUUUAUAAUAUUUCAUAGUAAUUUUACGCUUCAAAACGAUUAACUCAUUUCCAAGUGAAAAAUACGGGUAUUUUUCAUAGUUCAUAGCUAAUAAUAUCGCAUUAUAUAGUUAAUUAAUUUUAUAUUAUUUUAAUUACAAACAAAAAUGUAUUAGAAUUAAAUGAAAUCAAACAUCAACAAUUAGAGAUAAUUGCAAAUUAUUCGGUUUAUUAGAAUUAGGUUCACAUUUUUCUAAAAUGUAAAAAAAAAAAAAUUAGUGCAUUCCGCAUGUGCCUUGGUAUAUAAUUAAGAAACUCUUAAGAUUCGUAAUUAAAUUUUAAUUUAAAUGAAAUACUUUAAUAUUUGUAUAUAUGUAUAUAUGUAAAACGCGAUGCAUUCAAAUCGUGCCUUAUUGGAUUAUAUUGUAAUUUAAACGCAUAAUUUUUCAAAUACACAAUUAUGUUUGUUUAAGUAAUGAAGCUCAUUAAAAAGGAAACUUUUUAUGAGAACCUGUUGUGAAAUUGACAAUAUGAUAUUUGUAUAUGUAUGUAUGCUUAUUUAUAGAUAUUUUAGAUUAGUUUCUUUUUCUAUGAAUUUACAAAAUAUUAUAUAAUAUUUAAUACUAGUUUAAUACAUAUCCAAAUAGAAUCACAUUUCCUUUCAAUUUACAUAAUAAAUUAAUUUUUUAAUUCAAAAAAAAAUCCAAAAACUUAAUAACACUGUUUCAAUACUUCUAAUUUUUGACUGUUAUACCAAUUUAAAAUAUUAAAAAUUAAUUUAAAAUAUUUAAAUAAAAAAUAAAUAUCUGAUUAU
Molecule: messenger RNA, 4356 nt
Organism: Ceratitis capitata (Mediterranean fruit fly)
Lineage: Eukaryota; Metazoa; Arthropoda; Insecta; Diptera; Tephritidae
Product: homeobox protein Hox-B3a
Exons: 2
Coding region: 754-2856 (700 amino acids)
Biological process (GO): regulation of transcription by RNA polymerase II
Molecular function (GO): RNA polymerase II transcription regulatory region sequence-specific DNA binding; DNA-binding transcription factor activity, RNA polymerase II-specific
Source: RefSeq, a predicted model, not a curated record